Dalotia coriaria is the source of this 2086-nucleotide messenger RNA. RefSeq names its product protein phosphatase PTC7 homolog. Gene Ontology annotation, molecular function: protein serine/threonine phosphatase activity. Bases 287 to 1201 code for a protein of 304 amino acids. The transcript is spliced from 5 exons. Gene Ontology annotation, biological process: protein dephosphorylation. NCBI's taxonomy places the organism in Eukaryota, Metazoa, Arthropoda, Insecta, Coleoptera, Staphylinidae. Gene Ontology annotation, cellular component: mitochondrion. The record is from RefSeq and is a predicted model, not a curated record.
CCGCAUCGCCGCCAGUGCUAGCUGGUACUCGGUGCGAGCGUGUUUUCGCGCCCGUCCUUGCAACGUCCUCAGCGGUCGCGCAUCUGAGAUCCGACGCACGUUGCUGCAGGAGUCCUGCUGCGGAGAAAGCAUCCACGCGUGGGGCCCUACAACGAUCACACCCACGAAGGGUGGCAACCCAUCUAACGCGCUGGACGCAACGAUGAGCUUAUAACAUCGCGCCGCGAGUUUGUCAGCUUGUCACCUGAUCAGCGCAGCCACUGCUUGUGUAAACGCAGUUAGAGACAUGCACACCCUAUGGUUGACGAGCAGAUUGCUCUCGCGUGCAUUGUGGAACGGCAUCGCUAACCUUUCCAUCGCUGCCGACCCCAACCUGCACAAGCGGAACGAACUGCAUCUUGUGAGUGCAGUCUGUGGGUUUUCCAAGGAGAAUACGCGCACGCAGCGGCUCAUCAACGGGCAAUUCGGUGAUGAUGCGUGGUUCGUUCAACGCACGAAGUCUUCGGAUAUUUUAGGGGUGGCAGAUGGCGUCGGAGGGUGGCGUGCAUACGGCAUUGACCCCGGCGAGUUUUCCCUGCAUCUGAUGCGCACCUGCGAGCGCAUCAUCCGUCUGGGGCGGUUCGCACCCCAUGAUCCCUCGGAUCUGUUAGCGAAAAGUUACUAUGAAUUGUUACAUCAUAAAAAACCCAUUUUAGGUAGUAGUACAGCGUGCGUCGUGAUAUUGAACAAAGAAAACAGCACGCUUUAUACAGCCAACAUCGGCGAUAGCGGUUUCAUGGUGGUGCGGAAUGGCCGCGUCAUUCACAAGUCCGAAGAGCAGCAACAUUACUUCAAUACGCCGUUUCAAUUAUCUGUAGCGCCGCCUGGAUACCAAGCGGAGGUGCUUUCCGAUCAGCCAGAUUCAGCAAUGACGGAUAAUUUCCCCGUUGAGGACGGCGACGUCAUUCUGCUGGCCACAGACGGCGUUUUUGAUAAUCUACCGCGUACUAUGCUCGUCAACGAAAUGACUAAAUGUCAGGGCGAGCGCUGCGCAGUCAGAUUACAAACCGUAGCGAAUUCUAUAGCGUGGAUGGCGAGGAAUUUGUCCUUUGACGAAACAUUCAUUUCACCCUUCGCUGAAAAUGCGUUUGCCAACGGAAUCAACACUAUAGGUGGAAAACCUGACGAUAUAACCGUAAUCCUUGCAACAGUGGCAAUAUAAAACCAGUAGCGGCAGGAAACACCCGCAAAUCAUGGUCCGCUGUCUCAGUAAUUAUCAUUGAUAUGUUCGACACUCCUCAUACACGUGCGCUUUAUCCUGAUAGACUUUAUUAAUAUUAUUAUUAUUUUUUAUUUUGAAAUUUGUCUAGAUCAUUAUACACAAUUAUUUUUUGCUCAUUUUGUUCAUAUACUUGUACUUGUUAGGGUGCCAUUGAUUUGGUGAGUUGCAUCAACUGAAACUGAAACGGAACACACGCUGAACGACUUAAUGUAUGCAAUAUUUUGUUUUGUUUUGUUAUGUUGAGUAAUUUUACGAGUCCUGUUAAAAUAGUUGUACUGUGCGUAUCCUAAGACAACCAAAACGCAACUCAUUUAUCUCCGUACACACAUAUAGCUUGUAAUCGAUGUAAUUUGUCUCUAGUCGUUUCGCACACUGAUCGGCAAUAAUGUGUAUCACGAACGAAAACGCAAAGACUGCCAACACUUUUUCAAUGUGGUUCUUUUUAUAUAGAAAACGAGCAAUUUAAGCACAGUUGCCUUGGAUUUUUCAAUUUUAUAUUAUCGUAAAAACAAGAAAAGCGUUCGUUGACAGUUGGCGAGUCACAUACGAAUGAAUUGGCGUCAUUUUUAAAGUUUUGUGUGUUGUUACGUGCCGGUUUUGAUUUAACAGUGUGAUGAAGAAACCAAAUACUUUUCAAUGUCUUAUACUUUCAUCAUGCAUGCAUUAUAUUAAUUAAAGUAGUGAAACGAAGACGAAAACCAGUUGAUACCUAAUAUUUAGGUGUUGGCGCCGAAUUCUCGCAAAUUAGUUAUAUUUUCUCGAUUAUUUUUUUGUGAAUACUUACGUUUAAUGAUGUAAUAAACGAAUGAAUAGUUGUUUUCAAAA